Molecule: messenger RNA, 693 nt
Organism: Sporothrix schenckii 1099-18
Lineage: Eukaryota; Fungi; Ascomycota; Sordariomycetes; Ophiostomatales; Ophiostomataceae
Exons: 2
Coding region: 1-693 (230 amino acids)
Biological process (GO): regulation of DNA-templated transcription
Molecular function (GO): DNA-binding transcription factor activity, RNA polymerase II-specific; zinc ion binding
Source: RefSeq, a predicted model, not a curated record
AUGUUACUCGCCGUGCUCCAUCGCGGUUCAUUUGCUACAUGCGACGAAACACAUCCGACCUGCAACAACUGCAAGAAGUCUAAGCGCGAUUGCGCCGGCUAUGAUCCAAUCUUCAAGCAACAGCAGAACAAUCCGGCUUUCCUGCAAGCCACGGCACAUGUUUCCCCACAAGGUUCAUCGACCACAACAGCAACGGCUCCGGAACCACGGCCCAAGAGUCCCCCACCUGUUCCCUACUCGUCGGUGGCAACCUCUUCAGCUGCGUCAAAUUCCGUGGCGAAUUCAGCUGGAAUCAAGUCCCCAUCCAUCGUUGGUGGUCCCUCGUCUCUCUCAUCCGCAUCAAGCAACUCUGGUAGUACUGCAUCCAGCUACUACAACGGAACAGGGUCAUCAUCCGCGGUCACGUCAUACCAAUCGAGCCACAGCGGCAACAACAUCGGCAACGGCAGCCACCACGAGAGCACCGACCAUAAGGGCCACAAUAGCAGCACAUCCUACGGCCCCGUAUCGCAUUCUCCGCGCCCCGUUGUGUCGUCUUCUGAAUACCAUGGUACGGCUUUCGAUUCUACCUAUAUUAAAGAAGAGCCGCGGCGAACCUACUGGCCCGACAGGACGCACCACGACUACCCGAACAAUGUGUCCGAUUCGCGAGACGCUGUACGGUAUACGAAGCCCUACGACUAUGGCCCAUGA